Messenger RNA from Balaenoptera acutorostrata (minke whale), 1291 nucleotides. It is a transcript of the gene FBXL15, whose product is annotated as F-box and leucine rich repeat protein 15. NCBI's taxonomy places the organism in Eukaryota, Metazoa, Chordata, Mammalia, Artiodactyla, Balaenopteridae. The record is from RefSeq and is a predicted model, not a curated record. Gene Ontology annotation, cellular component: SCF ubiquitin ligase complex. The transcript is spliced from 4 exons. The coding region runs from base 248 to 1150 and encodes 300 amino acids. Gene Ontology annotation, biological process: SCF-dependent proteasomal ubiquitin-dependent protein catabolic process. Gene Ontology annotation, molecular function: protein binding.
CUGCACCAUCGCAUUCUUCAGCCUCGGGUCUCAAGCCCUGUAGCAGAGAAGGCGAGGUCUAACUUUACACCACCGGCCUGUUCCGCCUUCAGUUUCGAGAUCCAUCCGGAACACUUUCAGACAGGAUCCUCAGUGAGCCGGCACUCGAUUGAAUCGGUCUGUCUCUACAGCCAAAGUAGGCGGGUUCGCUGCGGCCGCUCCAGGCCAAAGCGAGAAGACCUUACUGCGCACGCGCAGUAGACAGCCGAUGGAGCCACCGAUGGAGCAGUCCGGAGGGGAGCAAGAGCCCGGAGCCGUCAGGCUCCUGGACCUGCCCUGGGAAGACGUGCUGCUCCCACACGUCCUGAGCCGUGUGCCGCUGCGCCAGCUGCUCCGGCUGCAGCGCGUCAGUAGGGCCUUCCGGGCUCUAGUGCAGCUGCACCUGGCUGGGCUGCGCCGCUUCGACGCCGCUCAGGUGGGUCCGCAGAUCCCGCAGGCCGCACUGGCCUGGCUGCUGCGGGACGCCGAGGGGCUGCAGGAGCUGGCGCUGGCGCCGUGUCACGAAUGGCUGUCGGACGAGGAUCUGGUGCCGGUGCUGGCGCGGAAUCCCCAGCUGCGGAGUGUGGCGCUGGCCGGCUGCGGGCAACUGAGCCGCCGCGCGCUGGGGGCGCUGGCCGAGGGCUGCCCCCGCCUGCAGCGCCUUUCGCUCGCGCACUGUGACUGGGUAGAUGGGCUGGCGCUGCGCGGCCUCGCUGACCGCUGUCCGGCCCUUGAAGAGCUGGACCUCACCGCCUGUCGACAGCUCAAGGAUGAAGCCAUCGUGUAUCUGGCGCAGAGGCGCGGCGCAGGCCUUCGCAGCCUCUCGCUGGCUGUCAACGCCAAUGUGGGAGACGUCGCCGUCCAGGAGUUGGCUCGCAACUGCCCGGAACUCCAGCACCUCGACCUAACCGGCUGCCUCCGGGUCGGAAGCGACGGUGUCAGGACGCUGGCCGAGUACUGCCCCGCGCUGCGCUCGCUGCGGGUGCGGCACUGCCACCAUGUGGCCGAGCCCAGCCUAAGCCGUUUGCGGAAGCGCGGCGUGGACAUCGAUGUGGAGCCUCCGCUGCAUCAGGCCCUGGUGCUGCUACAGGACAUGGCAGGCUUUGCACCCUUUGUCAACCUGCAGGUCUGACCCGCCUGCCGAUGGGCACAGCUGGACUGUGUGGCGGGGCCUCACUGUGAACCGUAGGGAAACUGAACUGUGGGGGCCUCGGGUGAGAGGCCAGUGCCCUGCCCUACCUUGGAGCUUCAAAUAAAGAGCUUUUUACUCCUU